GUCAUAAUGGUUUCCAUACCUGAAUAUUAUGAAGGAAAGAAUGUUCUUCUGACUGGAGCUACGGGCUUCAUGGGAAAAGUGCUUCUGGAAAAACUGCUCAGAUCUUGUCCUAAAGUAAAAGCAGUAUAUGUACUGGUAAGACCCAAAGCAGGGCAGACACCAGAAACACGAAUAGAGGAAAUAACCAGCUGUAAGCUCUUUGACAGAUUGCGAGAGGAGCAGCCAUACUUCAAAGAAAAAAUUAUAGUGAUUACAAGUGAACUUACACAGCCUGAAUUGGACCUUAGUAACCCAGUCAAGGAAAAACUUAUAGAAUGCAUUAAUAUUAUAUUUCAUUGUGCUGCUACAGUCAGAUUCAAUGAAACGCUAAGAGAUGCAGUUCAGUUAAAUGUGCUUUCCACAAAACAGCUCCUUUCUUUGGCACAGCAAAUGACGAAUCUAGAAGUAUUCAUGCAUGUUUCCACUGCGUAUGCAUAUUGCAAUCGAAAACAUAUUGAGGAAAUUGUUUAUCCACCUCCUGUUGAUCCCAAGAAAUUGAUGGAUUCUCUUGAGUGGAUGGAUGAUAGCCUAGUAAAUGAUAUUACUCCUAAACUUAUAGGUGACAGGCCUAACACCUACACGUAUACAAAAGCCUUAGCUGAAUAUGUAGUACAGCAAGAAGGUGCAAGAUUAAACACUGCCAUUAUAAGGCCAUCUAUUGUUGGUGCUAGCUGGAAGGAGCCUUUUCCCGGAUGGAUUGAUAACUUCAAUGGACCUAGUGGUCUUUUCAUUGCUGCAGGAAAAGGAAUUCUUCGAACAAUGAGAGCUUCCAAUGGUGCAGUAGCAGAUCUUGUUCCAGUAGAUGUUGUUGUCAACAUGACACUGGCUGCAGCUUGGUAUUCUGGAGUUAAUAGGUACAGCAAAUGACAGUAGAGAUUGCUA
Meleagris gallopavo (turkey) is the source of this 921-nucleotide messenger RNA. The record is from RefSeq and is a predicted model, not a curated record. Lineage: Eukaryota; Metazoa; Chordata; Aves; Galliformes; Phasianidae.